AGAGUAGAAAGGAACCUUUUGUGUUCAGCUCCUCAGUGCUCACUGCUCUCUCUCUCUCUCUCUCUCUCUCUCUAGCUCUGAAAGUAGAAUAAAGCUACACCCUCGACAUGGACUUGGCACCAACUUCUGUUUAUUUCUCUUCUUGUUCUUGUUCUUCUUCUUCUUCUGACAUUAUAUAAAAUCUCUCCAAUCCUCAAUUUUCCCCUUCUGUAAUUCCAUUUUGUCCAAACCCUUCUUUCUUCUCUGCUACUUUGUCUCUACCUGAAAAUGGAUUACGGAAAGCUUGGAUCAUCGAAGUCUGCUGGGUCUUCGAUUGGCGCAUCUUUCCGAAGCCAAUUGGGGGAACCCACUAGCUCAAAGAAGGGAAAUCGUCGGCUCAUUGUCAUCGGUGUCCUCGCUUUUGUCCUCCUUGCUGCAGCAGCUUCCGCCGGAAUUGUCGUUUUAAUCCGACCAAAAUCCGCCGGAGAACGGGCACAUGGCAUCCGGGGACCUACCCAGUCCAUCUCCAAAACCUGCAGCAAGACUCGUUACCCUGACCUCUGUGUCAACUCGCUUGUCGAUUUCCCAGGGGCGCUCGAUGCAGGGGAACGAGACCUUGUUCACAUCUCAGUCAAUAUGACCCUCCAACGCGUCGGAAAAGCCCUCUACGACGUCUCGGAUAUUGGAAACUUACAAAUGGAUACUCUCGUUCGGUCGGCUUACGGGGAUUGCUUGGAGCUGUUGCAGGAUUCGGUGGAUCAGCUCUCACGGUCUUUAAUGUCGGUGGUGCCGCCGGCUGAUGGUAGCGGACAGACAGGAACCGUUGGAUCAACGCAAGAUGUGAUGACGUGGCUUAGUGCGGCACUCACCAAUCAGGACACGUGUUCGGAUGGAUUCGAUGUUGUGAGCGGUGGGAACGUGAAGGAUCAGAUACAACAAAGGCUUAAGGAUCUGUCGGAGCUGGUUAGUAAUUGCUUAGCCAUCUUUGCCUUUUCCGGCGACAGCGGAGACUUCUCCGGUGUUCCCAUUCAGAACCGGCGGAGAUUGAUGGGAAGCGUUUUUCCGCCGGCGGAGGUUCAGGUAGAGGAAAGCCGUGGGUUCCCGAAAUGGCUGACUAGGAGAGAGAGGAGACUCUUGGAUAUGCCGGUGGAUGUGAUGCGGGCUGACAUUGUUGUCUCCAAAGACGGAAACGGCACCUAUAAGACGAUAUCGGAAGCCAUUAAAGCUGCUCCGGAGCAUAGCAGUCGCCGUUUUAUUAUCCACGUCAAAGCAGGAAGGUACGACGAGAAGAACCUUAAGGUGGGGAGGAAAAAGACCAAUCUGAUGUUCAUAGGAGACGGUAAGGGCAAAACGGUCAUUACAGGUGGCAGGAGCGUCUACGAUAAUUUUACCACGUUCCACACGGCAUCAUUCGCGGCGACGGGAGCUGGAUUUAUCGCAAGGGACAUGACCUUCGAGAACUAUGCGGGACCCGAAAAGCAUCAAGCGGUGGCCUUACGUAUUGGGGCGGAUCACUCGGUGGUGUACCGAUGCAACAUCAUAGGGUAUCAAGACACACUGUACGUACAUUCUCAGCGACAGUUCUACAGAGAAUGCGACGUGUACGGAACCGUGGACUUCAUAUUUGGGAACGCAGCGGUGGUGUUACAGAAUUGUAGUCUCUACGCACGCAAACCCAUGGCCCAGCAGAAGAACACUAUCACGGCCCAGAACCGGAAAGACCCGAACCAGAACACCGGCAUCUCUAUCCAUAACUGUCGGAUCCUUGCUGCUUCUGAUCUAGAGCCCGUCAAGUCCACUUACCCGACUUAUCUGGGUCGUCCGUGGAAGCUCUACUCGAGGACGGUGUACAUGUUGUCUUACAUGGGUGAUCACAUCAACGCAAAAGGGUGGUUGGAAUGGAACGCCACCUUCGCCCUCGACACACUUUACUACGGGGAGUACAUGAAUUUCGGUCCAGGUGGAGCCGUCGGACGGCGGGUCACGUGGCCCGGUUACCGGGUUAUUAUUGAGGCCGCGGAGGCGGCCAAGUUCACCGUCGCCCAAUUCAUAUACGGAUCUUCUUGGUUGCCCGCGACCGGGGUGGCCUUUGUGGCUGGGCUUUCAGUUUGACGAUUAAUUCUUCUCUUGUAUCUUAUUUUCUCACACUUUAUUUUUAUUUCUUUUUCUUGAAGAAUCAAAGGAUAAACAGAGAGAGGGGGGGUAAUUAUAGUGAUAGGGAGGUAUAACUCCUUCCUUCUUUAUUCAAUUUUUUAGAAGUUGUAAAAGGAAUAAUAAUUGAAAUUAAAAAAAAAACUGUUUUUUUUCCCUUAUAA
This is a messenger RNA of Macadamia integrifolia, 2294 nucleotides long. RefSeq names its product probable pectinesterase/pectinesterase inhibitor 61. The transcript has 3 exons. Gene Ontology annotation, molecular function: pectinesterase activity; pectinesterase inhibitor activity. NCBI's taxonomy places the organism in Eukaryota, Viridiplantae, Streptophyta, Magnoliopsida, Proteales, Proteaceae. The coding region runs from base 268 to 2091 and encodes 607 amino acids. The record is from RefSeq and is a predicted model, not a curated record. Gene Ontology annotation, biological process: cell wall modification.